Penicillium lagena is the source of this 1239-nucleotide messenger RNA. RefSeq names its product acetamidase/formamidase family protein. Gene Ontology annotation, molecular function: hydrolase activity, acting on carbon-nitrogen (but not peptide) bonds, in linear amides. NCBI's taxonomy places the organism in Eukaryota, Fungi, Ascomycota, Eurotiomycetes, Eurotiales, Aspergillaceae. Bases 1 to 1239 code for a protein of 412 amino acids. The record is from RefSeq and is a predicted model, not a curated record. The transcript has 5 exons.
AUGGGUACCAAAGGAAUCCGCACUGCCCUCACGGUCGACUUGAAUAAGCCAGCAAGUGAGCAGCCUGGUCUGCAUAACCGAUGGCACCCAGAUAUCCCUGCCCAUGGUAAAAUCGCCAACAAUGAAGUCGUCAAGAUCGAAUGCCUCGACUGGACGGGCGGACAGAUCAAAAACAACGACUCAGCCGACGACGUGAAGAACGUAGAUCUCACCAAGAUUCACUAUCUCUCCGGACCGUUCGACAUCGAAACCGCGGAACCGGGCGAUGUCCUGCUCGUGGAGAUUCAGGACGUGCAGCCCUUCCAGGACCAGCCCUGGGGAUUUACUGGCGUGUUUCAUCGACAGAAUGGAGGCGGUUUCUUGGAUGAGAUAUAUCCCGAAGCAGCGAAGGCAAUUUGGGACUUCGAGGGCAUCUUUUGCUCCUCUCGUCACAUCCCACACGUUCGAUUCGCGGGUCUCAUUCAUCCCGGCAUCUUGGGGUGUGCUCCCUCGGCAGAAGUACUCGCUGAAUGGAACAAGCGUGAAGGCGAACUGAUCGCAGCCAACACCGUGGCUGAUCGAAUCGUCGCACAGCCUCCGCAGCCUCUGAAUGCACACGCAGGUGGUGCGGACGAGGCUACCAAGAGCAAAGUCGCCAGAGAAGGAGCUCGCACGAUCCCUGGCCGCCCCGAACACGGCGGAAACUGCGAUAUCAAGAACCUCUCCCGCGGUUCCAAAGUGUAUCUCCCCGUCCACGUCCCAGGCGCCAAGUUCUCCGUCGGAGAUCUCCACUUCUCGCAAGGCGACGGCGAGAUCUCCUUCUGCGGCGCGAUUGAGAUGGCCGGUGUGAUCACGCUCAAGUUCAGCGUGAUCAAAAACGGAAUGGCCAAGCUGGACAUGAAGUCCCCGAUCUUCCACGCAGGUCCCGUGGAGCCGCAGUUCGGGCCCGGGCGCUACCUUACCUUUGAAGGGUUCUCUGUCGACGAGAAGGGCAAGCAGCAUUAUCUCGAUGCCUCGGUCGCGUAUCGGCAGACCUGUCUACGGGUUAUUGAGUAUUUGAGACGCUAUGGAUACAGCGAUUAUCAGAUUUAUUUGCUGCUAAGCUGUGCACCCGUGCAGGGACAUAUUGCUGGCAUUGUGGAUAUUCCGAAUGCGUGCACUACCCUUGGUGUGCCGAUGGAUAUCUUUGAUUUUGAUAUUCGGCCCGAGACCGAUGCCGUCAAGAUGGAUAUGGGGACCUGUGCUUUUGCUAGUCAGUAG